Molecule: messenger RNA, 1512 nt
Organism: Didymodactylos carnosus
Lineage: Eukaryota; Metazoa; Rotifera; Eurotatoria; Philodinida; Philodinidae
Source: the annotation of a GenBank genome assembly
AUGGAGAGAAAAGCCGUUCCGGUAUACCUUUUGGACCGCUAUGGAUCUUCUGCAGCAAGUAGCACCGCAGUGGACGAUAUGGCUGAAUUUUUGAAGUUUAUGAAUGAUCAAGAUCGAGAACUUGAUUCAGAAAGUCGCAUGUCAAUAGACACUCCACAUGAAAGUUCGAGUAGGACUACCAACAUAACACUUGUCAGGCAUGCCGACGUUUAUAUGUGUACACAACAGUAUCCGACGACAGGAGACACGUCGAGGGAAUACGUUCAACCAUUUGAUUUAUCACGAUAUCCCCAAAACGUUUUUGAACAAGAAACGAUGGAUACCUGUCAUACACCAGAUUUAUAUUUUUGUUUACUCCUCCACACAGUUCUGAAACUUUUUGUUAUCUUUGGAGAACAUGAUCGUGCUAGCGGUAAUGAGAUAAAUCCUACGACAGAAGAUAAAUUACCUUCAAGUUCAUCUCAAGUAAGUUUACCUCCCACGAUCCAUUACAAGAGAUGCUGUUUGUGGGAGUCUACAACAGAAGCAUGCGGUCCUGGAGAAAAGAUAAGACAUGGAUGGAAUAAAGACUGCAUUAGCGUUGAAGAACUGGAAAAAAACGACGUUACGGGUUAUAUGAGUUGGACUGGCGUUGUGAAGAAACCGGAAGAUGAUGAUGUAAUAAUGAACGAAAAAAAUUUAAUAUUAAAUCGUUUAUCAAAAUAUAAUUUACUGAUCGACAAUUCGAUGGAAAUCUGCCCGAAGCAUCGGAACACAUAUGGUGUUGGAUGGAAUGAUCAAACUACUUGUCAUCAUCCACGUCAUGAUCCGAAGAAAUUUGCCGAGAAAAGUAACUGUCGGAGAGCCAAUUUGGCUUUAUGUUGCAACAUCGAAGGGUUUCCUGUUGGCGGAAGUAUAUGUUCAACCCAUCGGAAAAGUUCUAAACGUGCUCCGGAUGAUAUAUUAACUGAAGCAUCAGCGUUUUCAGUCGGCAGUAUCCGGAGCAAUUAUGUACCGGAUGGCGGACGUUCCCAAAUGAAUCGGAUACUUAACGAGAGUGGAAUUAGUCCAGUAAAAUCACAAGCUAAAAUGCAACUUGAAGCACAAUCAGCCGGUAGCAUUCAAAGAAUGGUGGCCAAGUUACGUCAAGGUGUCCGUAAUUUUGGAGAAAAACUUGCAGAUACGAUAGCCCCAGGCCAAGGUAUACAACUGUUAAAAUUACCAAAAUUAGAUAAUGAUAAUGGUAAAAACGACAAUAAUCAAACUCACAUUAUAAUGAAUAAUGAAAUGGUGUCGAAUUUGAAAAAAGUUUAUGAUUUUUAUAUUAAUAAUAAUAUGCCAUUUAAUCGACAAUGCUCAUCAAAUGAAUGGACAAUAUCCAUUAUAUUACCCAUGUCGACAAUAAUUCUUCAAUUUCCUGUUGUUCAUGAGCAAAAUAAUGGGCUAAAUUUUCCAUGUGUUCAUUGUGGACAAUACAAUCUAUCACAAACAAAUGAUAUUAAAGAAGAAGAGAUGGAUAUUAAACAAGAAUAA